This is a messenger RNA of Dermatophagoides pteronyssinus (European house dust mite), 975 nucleotides long. Its product is annotated as H/ACA ribonucleoprotein complex non-core subunit NAF1. Lineage: Eukaryota; Metazoa; Arthropoda; Arachnida; Sarcoptiformes; Pyroglyphidae. Gene Ontology annotation, biological process: ribosome biogenesis; pseudouridine synthesis; box H/ACA snoRNP assembly. Gene Ontology annotation, molecular function: RNA binding. The record is from RefSeq and is a predicted model, not a curated record. Gene Ontology annotation, cellular component: sno(s)RNA-containing ribonucleoprotein complex.
UGAAAUCACGUGAUCAAAGCAUGGUUUUAUUUUUCUCGCUUGCUAACUCUUGUUUACAUUUUCAAAUUUUCCAAAAUCAUCAUGAUCCAUCAAUCAAUUGUUGAUUAUUCAUCGGAUUCAGAUGUUUGUAUGAACGAUGAUGAUUAUGAUAAUGACAUUAGGGUUGACAAUCAACAAUUGAAUCAAGUUUCGUCGGACGAAUUGAUCAUCAAAAAAAUUAUCAAUCGAUUAUUGUUCAAAGUGGAAAAACGUUACCUUCAUCAAUUUGUAAAUUCAUUUCGAUCACAUCGUGAACAACCAUUUCAUUAUGAUACAGAUGACACUGAUGAUGAUCAUCUAUCACCAUGGUCUCCUGAUGAUAAUGAAUCGGAUAUAAAUGUCGAUGAUGAAUCAGAUUCCGAAACAAUGACUGCUUGUAAAACAGAGGGCGAAUUAACAUUUGAUGAACUGCCUAAAAUUGAACGUUUAAAUAUUCAUUCACCUGUCGAACAAUUAACACAAAUUGGUACGAUAAAUUCAUUUGUUAAUCAAUUGGUCAUCGUUCAAUCAUUCACAACUGUUCAUGUAUUGGAUCUUGAUUCAACUUUAUUUCUUAAAGAUGGAUCUCCAUUAGGACAAAUAUUCGAUGUAAUCGGACCAGUACGACAACCAAAUUAUGUUGUUCGUUUUAAUUCAUCCAAAGAAAUUCGUGAUAUGAAUCUUUCCAUUAAUAUGGCCGUUUAUUAUAAUGGAUGUUUUCCCGAACCAUAUACUAAAUAUGUUUUUGUUAAUCAUUUGAUUCGUCAAAAAGGAUGUGAUGCAUCAUGGAAAGAUAAUAAUGAACCACCACCUGAACAUCAAGAUUAUUCGGAUGAUGAACAAGAACGACAAGCACGAUGGAAAUUUCAGGCUAAAUCAAGAUUAAAUCCAACGAAAUAUGAAUAAAGAAUAUAUAUUUUCUUUUUAAUAAUUAUAAAUCAUUUGAUUAAAUAAUUA